AUGCAGAACAAGUUCUUUACCGCCGCAGCCCUUCUCGGUGCCAUUGCUUCAGUCCAGGCAUCGCCCGUCUCUAAGCAAGUCAAGAGAGACGUUCUCACAGCCCUGCCCGAGGGUGCGGACGAGAUUGAACUCAAGUUUCAACCUUCGCUCGACUUCGACGGCGAUGGUUGUUACCAGACUGCUGCUAUCGACCCUGAUGGCAAUUUAAAUCCUGGACAUGGAGCAACUGGCACCCCUGAGGGGGACUGCCGUGAUCCUCCUCAGCUGGAUAACUCCAACACCUACUCUCGCAAGCGAUGUAACAACGGUAUCUGCGCUAUCAUGUAUGAGACAUACUACGAGAAAGACCAGGGUGCUCUAGGAAGCUUCGCCGGUGGUCACCGUCACGACUGGGAGAACAUCGUUGUCUUCGCAAAGGGUGACACCGUCCUCCGCGUCGCCCCCUCAUGCCAUGGCGGCUACGGGGGAGCCAGCAACGAGUUCCCCAUCGACGGCACAAGCCCUCUUCUUGUGUAUCACAAGGAUGGUCCUGGAACACACUGCUUCCGCUUCGCCAAUGAUGAUGACCGGGCGAACCCUGAGAACCCUACAGGUUCCUUCUUCAAGGCUCCUCUUGUUGGUUGGGACAACUGGCCUGAUGUUGGUCUUCGGGACAAGAUGCUUCAGAACUGGAGUGGUGGUGUUGGACCGAAGUUGGAUGAUGAGUUUGGUGACUCGCUUAAGGAUGCGGCUGGUGAUGGCGGUGUUGAGGGAUUUGACCCCUACGUUGACGAGUAA
Molecule: messenger RNA, 777 nt
Organism: Fusarium coffeatum
Lineage: Eukaryota; Fungi; Ascomycota; Sordariomycetes; Hypocreales; Nectriaceae
Exons: 2
Coding region: 1-777 (258 amino acids)
Source: RefSeq, a predicted model, not a curated record